UCGGGUCUCACCCGGGCUGGAGCCGCCUCCGAUCUCCGCUGCCGGCUCGCCGGGCUCCGGGUGCCGCCGCCGCCGCUCCUAUCCCGGCCAGACUCCUCGGGCACUGCGGCUGACUUGAGUGCCCAGGACAGGACAGAUUCAGCCGGCACUGCAGGUCGUGCCGCGCGACAGAGGCGGUGUGGGAGCGGCUUUUGGCCGUCCUGACCCAUCAGCGUGCUGGGACGCGGCGAGGGGCGGGGAGGAGCGGGGGGACGGGAGGAGCGAGCCAAGGGCCGGGCAGGGUUCCUCAUGGACAUCACAGGAGCGACUUUGCUUUCUUUUACCCAAGUGACUCCCGGCGCCGUAUUAGGAGCCAGGGUCAGGGGCAUAUGCAGAAGCAGAAGCCACGCGAGGAGAGGAGUCAGGUCACUCCUGUCCAGCAAAAACCUUGCUAAGAAAAAGGGCCCCACGCCUUUGAAGCUGGUGAAGAACCGCAGCCCCGGGGAAGCUGCUCUUGGGGGUCUCUCCAGUGAAUCACCGCAGGGAUUCUUGGGCUGGGCUGGGCCUGGCCAGGUGCUCAGAGCCAGCAAAACCCUCUGCGCCUCUCCUCCUUCGCCUAGCAGACAACAGACCUCAAGGAGCCGUAGAAACCAUUCUAUUGUCAAGAAAGGAAAAGCUUCCAGGAUAUUUUUCAAUUCAGCAGGAGCCUAAGGAAGCCCUCAGCAGCAGGAGAUUGGGAUAACUGCGAGGUUGGUUUCUGGAGCAGAGGGAGCAGGGUGUGCUCCUCGAAGCAAGACCUGCGCCCAUAGCAGCCAGAAAGUAGAAAAGAAGGAUCCAACAAAGCCUGAAGUGGGGAACGAGUUAUCAAGGGUUUUAUAAUGAAAGAACAAGGUGUGGGAAACAGGAGCUGGAAGGAGACAGAGGAAGGAAAACGCGAGGCAGCUGAGGCCUCUUCAGAUUGGAACAGAAAAGCGAGAAAAGAGAGGAGAGAAGGGAAGAGGAAAGGAAAGGCUGUCUCUAAAUUCUACCGCAGGCGGCAGAUCCGCUUUGGUCCCUGCCCGUGAACACGCAGCGGCUCCGGGCCCAGAGCGCAGCGCGGCCGCCGCCAUCGCGGCGCUCCUCGGCGGGGCGGAGCGCUUUGGGCCCCGGCGCGAUGGAGGCGCUGCGGCGGCCGGCGCUGGCCGAGGACGCGGUGCGGUACCGCCUGUUGGCGGCGGCGGGCCCGGGCGGCGAGGCGCUGCUGCGGCUGAACUGGCCCUGGUGCGCUUCGGCCCGCUCCUGGCCUCGUACGUGUGGCAGCGGCAGCCGCUCGGCCUGCGCUACGUGCCGCGCCGCGGUGAGAGCCCGGCGCACUUGGGUGGCACUACGGUGUUCGGGGAUAACGUGGAGGAUGAGUGGUUCAUUGUGUACCUGCUGCGGCAGAUCACCAGGGAGUUCCCGGGGCUGGCAGCCAGAAGCUGCUGAUUUUCUCCCAAAGCGGCUCAACCCUGAGAACAGUGAAAACAGGUUACAGGAAUGUCCCUUUGCUGUAUUGAGUUCCAAGUGUACAUGGCACAGAGCAACGUUGGGAGAAGUUUCAGCAGCCACAGGAGAGGGGUGAGUUCUGUUGGAGCAGCCACGUCUGAGAGUGCUGGCCCUGAUUCUGGAGCUGAGGCUGCUGAGCUGGCAGCCCUGGAUGUGGACAUGAACCUGGUGGCAAACCUGCUGGAGUCCUACAGAGCCCAGGCUGGCCUGGCAGGACCCACCUCGAACAUUUUACAGAGCCUGGGGGUGAAUUUACCUGAGAGCACAGAGCUCUCUGGCAGCUGAGCAAGGCAGGGAGAGGCUUUGAACAGGACAUGGCUGGUGGGGAGAUGGAGCACAGACAGGCGAGCAGGAUGUGGAAGGAGAGGCCAAAGGUUUUAAUUUGAGCAUUCUGUUCAUUAUGUGUCACUUCAGCAGAGUGAAUUUACCUGCAAAAGCUUCUGUUUGGACACUGGCUUGGGUGGAAAUGAGAUUUUCCCAGUGCUUACACAAUUUCAGAAAACUGAAAAAUGAUGUUGACUGACAUGAGCUUUUCUUUUAUGACAAAACCUGUCUUCCAUUUUUCCAAUCCGUGAUCCAAUUUGCCACAUGUCUAAAAUGUCCUUUUACCCAUUGCUGAGUGGGUUCAAUAUCUGGGGAGCAGUUCUUGUUCUGAAAAUGCUGCUGCCUUCAGGGGCAGCUGGAGAAAUAGCACAUUGCAGGAAGAGUAAUUGGAUCAAAUGUGUAAAUAUUGGCCAGAAGUAUUUCUUAACUUUAUUUCAGUAAAAACAGAAAUAAAACUUGAGUACUGA
This is a messenger RNA of Serinus canaria (Common canary), 2294 nucleotides long. RefSeq lists its product as uncharacterized. The transcript has 5 exons. The record is from RefSeq and is a predicted model, not a curated record. Gene Ontology annotation, cellular component: nucleus. NCBI's taxonomy places the organism in Eukaryota, Metazoa, Chordata, Aves, Passeriformes, Fringillidae. The coding region runs from base 1133 to 1579 and encodes 148 amino acids.